GAUUAAAUGAAAACUAUUUUUUCUGACUGUGUGCGUCUGCAGCUUUUUUGCGAUUUGUUUUGCAAGCUUUACUUCAUAGGAUAAUUAGCCUUUGAUUUUCCUUGAUUUCUCCUUUUAGCCCGCUCAAAACAGCCACACCAGCUCUUAAAAUAAGAACAAAAGUUUUGGUUUUGCCUUGUAGUUUGUACAAAGUCCUCAUCCCGCUGGGAUUAUCAUUUAUCUUGGGCUCGUCAAUCUCACAUCUUUUUGUUUUUUAUGUUGCUUGUUGUCUUUUAGGAGCUGAACUGAGAUGCCAGAGUCUCCUCUAAGUCCCACGGCGGCCCGCCAAACCCCCGCCAGCUCCCUGCUCAGCCACACAGACGCUGGAGCGGAGAGAGCGGCUGAUGGGGAAUCCUGCAGAGGAUUGAGGGUUGAAAGCUGGCAAAGCCUCCUCCAAAAACAGGCCUUGUUGUCUAUGAUGGCUCCUCAGCAGAUGAAGCAGAUUCUGUCUCCAAACCAGCUGCAGGCUCUGAUCCUCCACAAGCAGCAAGCCCUCCUGCUCUACCAGCAACAUCUGAGGGAGCUUUACAAGAAAUACCAAGAACAGAAUGAUCGUCUUCAGCAAGAGUCCAGCAAGAAAAUGAGAGAGCUGCCUGCAGAUCAACUGAUAUUCCAGCAGCUUCUUCAGCUCCAGCAGCAGCAGCUGCUUCACACUCAGAGACUGGCCUCUCCAAACCCGUCUUCAGGCUGUCUCAGUGCUGCAGAGAUGCAGCAGAUAUGGAGAGAGCUCACAUUUGGAAUGUAUGAAGAGAAAAACACCAAAAGGGACAAUCAGGACUCUGCAGCUCAGACGAUGUCAGCCAAAGACUUGUGGAGACUGACUGGAGAGCAGCUCCUGUCUUCAGGCGCGGCAGAAAGCACUGGUUCAGGUGAUGAAGCUGCUGCACUCUUUAGUAACGGUGUGUGUAACUGGCCUGGCUGCGAGUCCGUCUGUGGAAACUUCACCCAGUUCAUCAAGCACAUGAGCAGUGAGCAUGCUCUGGACGACAGGAGCACGGCUCAGUGCAGAGUCCAGAUGCAGGUGGUUCAGCAGCUGGAGCUUCAGCUCUCCAAAGAACGUCUGCGUCUCCAAGCGAUGAUGGCCCACCUUCAUCUGCCUUCCUUAAAAGGAGCCCAGUCCUCUGACCCCGCUGUGGAGCUCUGUGGACCAAAGGUGUCCCAACAACCUCUGGGUCCGGUCGGCUCUCGAUCCAAGACGAGCGAAGAGGACUCGUUGGCUGUCAGAGCGAGCGCCGGGGCCAUCAGACGUCCCCAUCACCAGCUGAUCUUCUCUUUGUCUUCAGAAAAUGAAUACGAGCUUUACAAGAGCGCAGACAUCAGACCACCGUUCACCUACGCAACUCUGAUUCGACAGGCUAUCAUGGAUUCAUCGGACAUGCAGCUAACCCUCAACGAGAUUUACAACUGGUUCACGAGGACGUUCGCCUAUUUCAGAAGAAACGCUGCCACCUGGAAGAACGCCGUCCGCCACAACCUGAGCCUUCACAAGUGUUUUGUUCGAGUGGAGAACACAAAGGGAGCCGUGUGGACGGUGGAUGAGACGGAGUACCAGAAGAGGAGGCUGCAGAGGAUCACAGGAAGUGCAUCUCUGAUGAAAGCCGUCUCCUCAAAGCCAACCUUUGGGAAAAGUCUGCACACCAGCUUACAGAUCACAGUGUUCACGUUCUCUGCAGGCUUCACUGGGACAGGCCCCACUGCCCAGAUUCAGGAAGCAGAGUCUGAGCGGCUCCUCGAGGCGUCAGUUCCAGGAGCAGAGAGCCGCAGACGACAGCAGCCUCAGGAAGCAAAGCCAGCGGGACUUUUUUAACGAAGAGGAGGAGCUGAACGACCAAGAAUGUCUGCUGACGGUGGUAAAGUCCAUCAGCCAGCAGGACAGCGCAAAAAAAGACGAUGACUAACAACUGUUUGACCUCGAAUGACCCCUCUCAGCCGGUGUUCUCCAUUUAAAAGAACUGAAAACCCAAAAGGGUUUUUCAGUCAAAUUUAUGGAAUGUUGAAGGCUUUUCUGAAUUUGAAAACCUGAAAGAUUUAAAAAUAAAUACAGACAAAAAUGCAGCAAAAACAUCUGCAGUAAAAACAGUGAAAGUUUAGAAGAAAAAGAAGGAAAGGAUGUCACACUCUGUUUAAUUUCUGAAGGAUGUUUUUAAAGCAUAACUGCAGUGAUGUGUAAAUUAGAAAAAAAAAUAUGAAUUCAGGAAACAAAUGAAUCUGAAUAUUUGCAUAAUGUGUUAAAAACUACUGUUGUGAGUACAUUCAUGUUUUUUAUGUAAUAGACAUUAUUCAGACUUUCAAAAUAAGAGUAAAACAGCUGGAAUUGUUUAUUAUAACAUAUGUAAGCAUCUUUCAUCUAAAUAAAUAAGAAAAUGGCUUCAGACGGCCAUGAAAACACACUAAGAUUAAAUGUGGUCAUCUAAAGUACAGCUAUUUUAAGCUUUGUAGCUUUUCCCUAAAAUGUACCUGUUUAAAACACGCAUUUGAUUGUUUAUGCGUAAUCUGAAUAAAGUCUGCUGAAAGAAACUCUGUUUACAAAUUCAAAGAGCAUCUGUGUGGUUGUUUUCUACCUUUAUUCCUUUAAAGAUCUGAAAUAUGUUUUAAAUGAUAAGUAGUUAAGAGUGUAAGCAACUAUUUAUAUUUGUUGUGUAUGAAUUUAUGUGUUUUCCCUGUAAUAAAGAUACUGCUGCCAUUAAGAGCAGACACUUGCUGUUUAUCUGUGCAGAUGAAUAAAGAACAUGAAAAAUU
This is a messenger RNA of Oryzias melastigma (Indian medaka), 2778 nucleotides long. Its product is annotated as forkhead box protein P2. The transcript is spliced from 15 exons. Gene Ontology annotation, molecular function: DNA-binding transcription repressor activity, RNA polymerase II-specific; RNA polymerase II cis-regulatory region sequence-specific DNA binding. The record is from RefSeq and is a predicted model, not a curated record. Gene Ontology annotation, biological process: regulation of transcription by RNA polymerase II. The coding region runs from base 290 to 1846 and encodes 518 amino acids. Gene Ontology annotation, cellular component: nucleus. NCBI's taxonomy places the organism in Eukaryota, Metazoa, Chordata, Actinopteri, Beloniformes, Adrianichthyidae.